Messenger RNA from Acanthopagrus latus (yellowfin seabream), 7547 nucleotides. It is a transcript of the gene eea1, whose product is annotated as early endosome antigen 1. Gene Ontology annotation, biological process: endocytosis. Gene Ontology annotation, molecular function: metal ion binding; 1-phosphatidylinositol binding. Lineage: Eukaryota; Metazoa; Chordata; Actinopteri; Spariformes; Sparidae. The record is from RefSeq and is a predicted model, not a curated record. Gene Ontology annotation, cellular component: early endosome. The transcript is spliced from 30 exons. The coding region runs from base 148 to 4350 and encodes 1400 amino acids.
UCCUCUCCAUGACCCGCCCAUUCGCCGCCGCCGCCGCCGCUGCUGCUGUCGGAGCCUGGUCAGGUGUUCGUUGAACAGCGACGUAAACUUUGCGUUUUAGGAAAAACAGAUUGGGAUUUUCGUGUGCGGACAAACGGAGUCGAGGCCAUGCUCAGACGGAUACUUCAGAUGACUCCUGGGAAGGGAGGCUCCCAGAACGCAGAGUCCGAGCAGCCCAGCACAGACCUCAAUCACGACCAGACGUCUGAGGGCUUCAUCUGUCCUCAGUGUAUGAAAUCUCACAACUCUGCAGAGGAGCUGUUCAAGCACUAUGAGCUGUUCCAUGACACCGGAGACCUGCCCGCUCAUGUGGCCCCCACGAGGGAAGACCUCACAAUGCUGCGGCAAGAGGUUCAGGACCUGCACGCUUCUCUCAAGGAGGAACGAUGGUUCUCUGGAGAGCUCAAGAAGGAGUUAGACAAAGUCACAGGACAACUGAAGCAAAACGAUGGGCCGGUGGACUCUGAAGAUUCAGCGCUAGAAAGGAAGUUGAACGAAGCAGAGACAGAAAAGUUCAACAUCAAGCAGAUGAAAGACCUGUUUGAGCAGAAAGCUGCGCAGCUGGCCACAGAGAUAGUAGACUUGAAGUCUCGCUAUGACGAGGAGAAGAGCCUGAGGGAGGCCGGAGACCAGAGGUCGGCCAAACUGACCGAACAGCUACAGAAAGAGAAGCAGGAGAACGAGCGACUCCAAACAGAACUGCUGCAGCGGCCGGGCGUGGAGGACGUGGAGGUGCUGCAGAAGGAGCUGGUGCAGGUCCAGACACUGAUGGACAGCAUGACUCGUGAGAGAGAGGAUGAGUCCGAACACCUCAAGAAACACUACGAGCAGCUGCAGGCUAAUUACACUACCUCAGAGAUUCGUAAACUUGAGAUGACUGUAUCCCAACUAAAAGCAGAGCUGGAGAAAGGUCCGCAGGAAGCAGCCGUCUACACGCAACAGAUCCACCAGCUGAGGAGCGAUCUGAAUAAUUUGCAGCAGCAAAGCCAGAGCCUGUCUGAAAAGCUUGCACGUAAAGAGAAGGAGUAUCAGGAGCUUGAGGAGCGUCUGGGAGCUGAGAAGGCCGCCAAGAAGGGAGUUCAAGGCAGCCUGAGGGAGAAGGAGCUGGAGGUUCAAGAGCUCCAGACCCGUGCCUCAGGGGCAGAGGCCUCCCUGCAGAAGGCCCAGGUGGAGAUCAGAGAGAGGGCUGAGGAGGUGGCCAAGUUGAAGAGCGAGAUCGGGGAGCUGGAGGUGAAGCACGCAGAGCUGAAGGUUGAGAGAAAACAGUUGGAGCAGCAAAGGGAAGAGAAGGAGAGCCACGGUGCUCAGCAGCAGACCGAGAUCGGUCAGCUGCAUGCCAAACUGCUGGAGGCGGAGAGGCAGCUGGGCGAGGUGCAAGGUCGUCUCAAAGAACAGAGGCAGCUGUCCGGGGAGAAACUGAAAGACCGCGAGCAGCAAGCAGCCGACCUGCAGCUCAAACUGUCCCGUGCAGAAGAACAGUUGAAGGAGAGUGCCAGUAAGAACACAGACGUGCAGCACCAGCUGGAGAAAGCCAAGCAGCAGCACCAGGAGCUGCAGGCGCUGCAGCAAAACACCAACGGCAAACUCCGAGAGGCGCAGAAUGACCUGGAGCAGGUGCUGCGCCAGAUUGGAGACAAAGACCAGAAGAUCCAGAAUCUGGAGGCUUUACUGCAGAAGAGCAAGGACAUCGUGAGCCAGCUGGAGGCCGAGAGAGAGGACUUGUGUGCCAAGAUCCAGGCCGGGGAGGGAGAGACGGCUCUGCUGAGCCAGCUGAAAGAGAAAAACCAUGCACUACAGGAACAGGUAACACAGUUGACAGACAAGCUGAAGAACCAAUCAGAGAGCAACAAGCAAGCCCAGGAUAACCUCCAUGAGCAGGUCCAGGAGCAGAAGACUCUGCUGCGUUCAGCCCAGGACCGAGCCCACACCCUGGAGACCUCGGUCACAGAACUCACCACUCAGCUCGCAGACAGCAAGGAGAAAGUUGCCCAGUUGGAUGCUCAGCUAAAGGCAAAGACGGAGAUGUUGCUAUCUGCAGAGGCUGCCAAGGCUGCACAGAAGGCUAACCUGGAGAACAACCUGGAGAGUGCCCAGCAUGCAUUGCAGGAUAAGCAGCAGGAGCUGAACAAAGCUCAGAAGAAGGUGGAAGAGCAGGCCCAGAGGCUGAAGGAGAGACAGGAGCAGUGCACGCAGCUGGAGGCCAGCGUGAAGGAGUUUAAAGACAAAUUAAUGGCCUCAGAACAACGUACAGAGCAGCUGGAGGGCCACAAUAAGAAAUUAGAGUCGCAGGUUGGGGAGUUGCAGACCACACGCGACCAGGUGCAGCAGGAAGUGCAGAAGCUGCAGAAGGAGGGGUCGGAGGUGAAACGGAAAGUGAAGGAGUUGCAGCGCUCGUUGGAGACGGAGAAAGCAGGGGCUACAACACUACAAGAGGAAUUGAAUAAAAAGGCAGCUGCUCUGAGUGACAUUCAGCAGCAGCUGGAGCGCAGCGAGCAGGACAAAUCUGCUCUGAAGGUGAACCUGGACAAGGUAACCCAGGAGGGAAAGACUCAGCACGCAGAGCUGGACAGAAAGGCUCAGAGCCUUGCAGCAGAUUUACAGAAGGCCCAGCAGGAGAAAGAGGCUCAAAAGAAGGAGCUCGCCUCUGCACAGGAGAGUCUCGGAAAGGCUAAGAAGGCACUGAAAGAGAGUCAGAGUCAGCUGGACACAGAGAGGAAGAGCCACAAGUCAGCCAUGGAAGAGAAGGAAAAGGCCAAUGAAAAGGCCAAACAGGAGCUUCUUACGAAUAAUGAGGCCAUCACCAAGGCAAUGAACCAGACUAAAGAGCAGUUGGAGCAGAUGAGAGAGGCAGAGAAAAAGUUGAAGGUGCAGCUGACCACAGCGGAGCAGCAGCACACAAAGACUCAGGAGGCGCUUAAAGAAAAAGAGAGUCAGUUGGAGAAGCAGCGGGCACAACUGAAGACGGCCCAGGGGUCUUUUGGGGAGGAGAUGAAGAAACUGAAGGGCCAAGUGGCAGAGUUACAGGAAGUGAAUGUCAAGAAGGUAGAAGAGGAGAGUAAGCUGAGGGCGCAGGUGUCAGGGCUCGGCCAGGAGCUGUCCUCUGAGAAGAGCCGGACAGCAGAGCUGCAGAAGGCCUUGGAGCAAAGCCAGGGAAGCCUCACUAAGCUUCAGUCUGACUUCUACGGCAAGGAGUCUGAAGUCUCUGCCCUGCGUCAGGACAUGAAGGCGUUGGAGGAGAAGCUGCACCUGGCUCAGGAGGAGCUGGCUGCCAACCGAACCCAUCAGACGGGUUUAGAGGCUCAGAUCCAGGAGCUGCAGACGGGCCGGGGCUCGCUGGAGCAGGAGCUGACGAAACGGGACCAGAAGCUCAAACAGCAAGAACAAACCCUGAAGGAAUUACAGAAGCAGCAGGGUCAAGUGAAGGAGGAGAUGGAGAAGGAGAGGAGUAAAGUGGAGGAGCUGAACAAAGCCAAGAGUGUCCUGGAGAAGAAUAACAGCAGACUGACUUCUGAGUUAAAAGCACUGACGGAGAAGAGCGAGAAGGAGCUAGUUGAGUUACGGGAAGCCAAACAGCUGUUGAUCCAGCAGAAACUGGAGCUGCAGGGUCAGGUGGAGGCGGCUCAGAGUUCCCUCGAGCAGGAGCAGAAAGAGCACCAGGCCACCAAGGACAGCAGGCAACAGAGAGAGGAGCAGCUCCUCGCCCAGACCAAGGAGGUCCAGGAUAAGUUGCUGGCCGAGAAGCGAGCCAGAGAAGAGCAGGUGAAGCGCGGGGAGGAGGCGGAAGCCAAGAUGGCCGUGCAGGUGACGGCACUGAAUGAAAACGUGGCCACGCUGAAGAGGGAGUGGCAGGGCAGCCAGCGGAGAGUCGGUGAGCUGGAGAAGCAGACGGAUGAGCUGAGAGGAGAGAUCGCUGUGCUGGAGGCCACCGUCCAGAACAACCAGGACGAGAGGCGUGCGCUUUUAGAAAGGUGUGUAAAGGGUGAAGGCGAGAUAGAGAAGCUGCAGUCGAAGGUGGUGGAGCUGAGGAGGAAGCUGGACGACACGACGGCGGCCAUGCAGGAGCUCGGCAGAGAGAACCAGUCGCUCCAGAUCAAGCAGUCACAGUCUCUGACCAGGAAGUGGGCCGAGGAUCACGAGGUGCAGAACUGCAUGGCCUGUGGGAAGGGCUUCUCUCUCUCUGUCAGGAAGCACCACUGCAGACAUUGCGGAAACAUCUUCUGCGCCGAGUGUUCGGCGAAGAACGCCCUCACGCCAUCCUCCAAAAAGCCAGUACGGGUCUGUGAGACGUGUUUCGAGGAGCUUCAAGGUUGAUUUCCCUCUCCCAUCCCUUUACCACUCACCCCUUUACCCUCCCCCCCUUCCUACUCCAGCAGACAGAAGAAGGCGUGUCUUCGUCAUAUUUUAAUGUGCACUAUAAAGGACAGACCCAGUGCAAGACUCCCACCUGCAUGUGACUCCUGGCCCUGGCAUGGAGGGAAACAGCUGAAGGGUUUUUUUCAUGGAAGAGACGCCAGAGCCACGUGACGGGAAUCUGGUGGGACUGGUUGGGAUUGUCUGUAUCUGUUUUUGUGCCUUUGCUACUCCUGUGGACUGCCAGAGAGCGGAGACAGUGAGAACUCGACGCCAUCCAUCUCUUUUAAGUUCAUGUUCACAUCUCCAUCGUUGUUUGGCAUCGUUUGCGAUUGCAAGGUAGUUGCAUUUUGUUGUAAAAAUGUUGGGCAUCAGGAGGUGGAAGGUCAGUGUGACACUGCAGGAGUGACCGCGGAAGUAAAUAUUGGGAAUCGCUGCUGCCCUACAAAGGUACACGCAAGUAACUAUUGUGUCCAGGAGAAGUGACAUUUUCUGUGUUUAGCUACGUCAAUCUGACCCUUCACUAAAAAAACUAAAAUACAUUUAGGAUUUUAUUGAAAAAUUAAUGAUUUUGGUGAAGACUAAAAUAUUUUUGGAUAUUUUUUCAGUUUAACAGUGCGUUAACUACACCUCGAACUGCAAACAAAUCAAAUAUGACUCUUUCUGUUAUGAGCUUUUGAUCUAUGGAGGUUUUAUAUCUGUAAAACUCGUGUUUUAAAAAUCUGACCUCGUCUCAAUGUGAAGUCUUCGGGCAGAGCGGGAGCGCGUGGGGGCGGGGCCAGCGGGAGAAACUCUCCACUCAGUGUGCUGCGUAACCAGGAAGUAAACCUGGAAGCUUGGAGGCUUUUCUUUUUUUGGCACCAGGCAAGCAAUUCACAUUGGACUUUGGGUUCUACUUGAAAUCUGUGUCUUGCAACCACUGCUGUGCUGACUGUAUAGUUGUGACUUCACAACCUGACAGAAGAUCAGACAGCUUGUUUUAAGGGCACAGUUUCAGAAUAUGAGCUUUGUGCAUUGAGUGUUUUGAUACUUUCACAGUAUUCGACCUGCUGUAUAAUCAACAAAGACACGGAAACCUCACAAAAUGUGCCAGAAAAAGUUCAUCUGGCCCCAAAACAAGAUGACAAAUUGUCAGUUUACCAGCUGGAGUUUUAAUUUGAUGUUUUUGUGGACAGGAUUGAAUUAAAAUAUGAAGAUUUUAGAUGUAAGGAUGCGUUAUAUUUUCUAAAUUUGAACCAAUGACAAGAACUAGAUCCUUUUUUGUUAACACUGUGUUAAAGUGCCCACCACUUGAGAUUUUAGGGUUAAACCAUCGCUGUAAAAGAAAACAGCUCAUCAGUCGAUUUAUGCACCAGCGAUUUUUUUUUUGUGUACCAGACUUGAAACCAACAUUGAUGUCAAACCUAGUUACUGUGUGUUUCCUUUGUGCGGCAGCGUGUUCGUGUAUUUUGUUGAAAUUAAUGUUUUCACGACCAAAGAAUGUCAGCAGCAGGAAAACAGCCGAGAUUGAAAAAAACCCUGAGUUUGUUUCACGUUUCAGUAUUUUUCAAAGUGUCUCCUUUUGAAAGCUUUUUUUUCUUUUUUGUUUUAAAUCACAGGGUCCUACACUUUUAUCUUGAACGCAGCACGUAUGACGACGCGAGAGGCUUUUUUUCUGUACAGUCUGUUGUGUUUUUAUUCGCUGCGCUGCCACAUUUCUGUCGUUUUGCAAAUCGUGGUGCUUUCUGCAGUCAUCGAAGGUGCCUGCAUGUUUAUUUUAAUUAUUUUUUUUCUCCUGCUGCUCGUCUCCGCUCAACAGCACCAACUACUGCUGGAGCUGUGUGCGCGUAUGUGUGUGCGUAUGUGUGUGUGUGUGCUCUGCUUCCAAGCAAUAACUGUGGCUGUGUGUGACGUUGCUGUAACAGAGUGUGUGUGUGUGUGUGUGUGUGUGUGUGUGUGUGUGUGUGUGUGUGUGUGUGUGUGUGUGUUUUAGUGUUUAGGCCUGCUGUGUUCGUCUGCUGAGAUGCACUGUACGAAUGUCGGCUGCUCAGAAUCUCAGCAUCUCUCUGGCCCGCGUUCAGGGACGUCGGUGCUGCUUUCAGGUGCGGCCGUGACUGUCGGCGACCUGUCCGCCGCCGAGCACACUGUAAAAGUGAAUUCCUGCUUUUGUUUUAAUUUAUAAUUGUUUGACAGAUAUAUUUGGUAAGAUCUUUUUUUUUGUGCAAUCGUCUAGAAAGACUGGAGCGGGCGACAAACACUGUAGGCCAGGUGCGACAACGCAAGGCUGUUCUGGCACUUUUGCAAAACAAGUGGCGUGUUUCAGACUUUGGCUUACCAAAUUAACUCUUUACGCUUGUAUGCUCAUUGGAAAAAUAACAACAUCCAUCUCAAGUUGCAAGCUCUCAAGAAACACCUUCUCUUUUGCGUUUGCAUUGGUUUUGUUAUGUCUACCUCAGAUUGGCACAGGAAAGCACUAUUUCUAAACCUUUAGAGAUCACAAGUAUUGUGUCAUUGCCUGCAUUUGAUCAAGGAUUUGUGAUUUACCCAUCAAGCUGUACAGUCCCCUUCAAACCCAGAGAGAUGAUUUGCACCUUAUUGUAUUCUGGACUCCUCCAGCCACAAAAAAAACAAAAAACAACAGGACCACCACCGACUUUAUACAGGCUUCAGCAUUUCUAGCCCUGAUGUACUUAAACUGCUCAUUAAUACUAAGGCUGUCAUAAUUAUCUUUGUAAAUGUUUGUAAUGAAAGAGAAAAAAAAGGAAAUUAUAUAUAACACUCGUGGAUGUAGAAUCAUGACAACAGUGAAAAUGUACGUGGACUCAUCAGUGUCUUACUCAUUUCUACAGAAUGGCACCACAGACCUGUGCACACUGAAUUGUGGCUUGCUUCGUGUUGCUGUCAGUUAUCAUGCAUGACGACUUAUAACUGGCCUGUGGCUCACACGUUUUCCCCUCUCCAUGUUUUAGAGUCAUCGUAUUCGAUGGUCGUGAAAGGUGUGCCUUAGGCCGACGUCUCGCACGUCUCACACGCACCGUGUUAUUUACCACAGUCAGGGUGACCUCAGCUCACCCGCGGGGACGAGAGGAGUCAUGUAAUUUUGUGUUCACAUGUUCACCAGUUGAUUUUCUAAUUCAUCAUCAUCAUGACAAACGUAAAUAAAAACCAGUAUGUUUCUA